This is a messenger RNA of Gossypium arboreum, 859 nucleotides long. RefSeq lists its product as uncharacterized. The transcript has a single exon. The record is from RefSeq and is a predicted model, not a curated record. Lineage: Eukaryota; Viridiplantae; Streptophyta; Magnoliopsida; Malvales; Malvaceae. Gene Ontology annotation, cellular component: vesicle; extracellular region. Gene Ontology annotation, biological process: regulation of double fertilization forming a zygote and endosperm; regulation of protein localization to cell surface; double fertilization forming a zygote and endosperm. The coding region runs from base 57 to 683 and encodes 208 amino acids.
GCCAACACAAACAAAACAAAUCCUUAUAAGGUCCUCUCCUACUAAAAUCUAGUAUAAUGUCGAUAUCAAGAAACUCAUUGCUUAUGUUCCUAAAUUUAGCAUUCAUGGCUAUGUUUGUCACAGCAGGAAACGUUCGACAGCUGUUGCCACCAUUUCCAUUUGCGCCAACGCCGGGCCUGGCACCUUUUCAGCUUGGUGCAGUGCAAAAUUGUUGGUCAUCCCUUACCAACAUACAAGGCUGUAUGACGGCGAUAUCUGAUUCAUUUUUCUUUGGACAAAUAGGUGCCAUUGGCUCUGCUUGUUGCCAAGCCAUUACUCAUAUUAGUGAUGAUUGUUGGUCUAAAAUGUUCCCUUUCAACCCUUUUUUCCCCCCUUUUCUCAGGAUCUUUUGUUCAUCUCCAACACCACAUGCAAGACCGAUAUUGAAUGGCAUUAGCGAAGUGCUGCCGCAAUUGUCGUCUCGAAGUGAAGUUGAAAAAUGCUGGUCAUCUCUUUCCAACGUUAAUGGGUGUAUUAUGGAAAUUUUGAAGUCACUUUCUGGUGGUACAAUGCCUAGUCCUACUUGUUGCAAUGCCAUCAUCAAACUCAAUGACGAUUGUUGGCCUAAAUUGUUCCCUUUUAACCCACUCUUCCCUCCAUUGUUGAAGAAUUACUGCGGUGGCACAGCAGCAACACCUAAAUGAACUAAAUGUCCUCAACUAGUUCAAGCCCUUACAAAGAGAAAAUCAAAUAGUAGAAGGAGAGAUCCUAUGCUUAGAUGUUUUCUCUAAGCAUAUUUAGGUUUCGUAAGGAGGGUGGUUUCUUUUUGGUGUUUUUAGGGCUGACUUUUUAUUUUUGAUAAUAAAAAUUUGAUUUUAUA